Molecule: messenger RNA, 486 nt
Organism: Morone saxatilis (striped sea-bass)
Lineage: Eukaryota; Metazoa; Chordata; Actinopteri; Moronidae
Product: copine-8-like
Exons: 5
Coding region: 1-486 (161 amino acids)
Biological process (GO): cellular response to calcium ion
Cellular component (GO): plasma membrane
Molecular function (GO): calcium-dependent phospholipid binding
Source: RefSeq, a predicted model, not a curated record
AUGGCUAGUAACCCAGCCCAGCCAACCUCACUCCACUACAUGAGUCCCUACCAGCUGAAUGCCUACGCAAUGGCCCUGAAGGCGGUAGGAGAAAUCAUCCAGGACUACGACAGCGAUAAGAUGUUUCCCGCACUAGGGUUCGGAGCCAAGCUGCCGCCUGAUGGACGGAUCUCCCACGAGUUUGCCUUGAAUGGGAACCCUCAGAACCCGUACUGUGCAGGUAUUGACGGUGUGAUGGAAGCCUACUACCAGAGUCUGAAGUCAGUUCAGCUCUACGGACCCACAAACUUCUCCCCUGUCAUCAACCAUGUGGCAAGGUAUGCAGCCUCAGUGAAGGACGGCUCCCAGUACUUUGUGCUCCUCAUCAUCACAGACGGCGUCAUCUCAGACAUGGCCCAGACCAAGGAGUCUAUUGUCAAUGCCUCCUGUCUGCCAAUGUCAAUCAUAAUUGUGGGGGUGGGACCUGCAGAAUUCGAUGGUAAGUAA